Messenger RNA from Schistosoma rodhaini, 213 nucleotides. NCBI's taxonomy places the organism in Eukaryota, Metazoa, Platyhelminthes, Trematoda, Strigeidida, Schistosomatidae. The record is from the annotation of a GenBank genome assembly.
AUGAUCUCUUUGUUAUUAUUCAGUAAUUUAUUAAUCAUUUCUAUACAAGGAGUUGUUAUACCAGAGGCUAAUCCAAUUGAUUAUCAAUCAAAACGUUGGACUGAUUUUAAAAGAGCUAUCAGAUGGUCAGAAUAUCCAUUCACAUUUACACCAGAGAUUAAACGUCAUUAUUUAUAUGAACAACGACCAUAUUAUAAUGAUAUUUUAGUAUGA